GUAAAGUUGUGUGAGUGUGACACACCAGAUGUUUUUUUUUAUUAUUGAUUUUUUCAAAACUAUUGUAAAAAUUUGUAUAUAAUUUAGAAUGGUUUUAUUAGUAAAGUGUGUACACUCCAGAUGAGAUCAAAUUAUAUAUACUAAGUAUGAAUAGUUUGAUUGGGCUUAUGCAUAAAAUAAAAUGUUAAAAAAUGAAUAAAAGCCUAUGACUAAUUUAACCAUGCCCUUGGAAGAAAGGAAAAUUUUAUAGCUAAAUAACAGAAGAUGACUAAAAUUCCAUGGAACUAAACUAUGCGUCAAUUUUAUUUUAACAUAUCUAAUCUAAAAGAAACAACUGAUAGUAGAGAAGAAAAAAAAGUUUAUUAAGGCUAACUCAAACAAUUGUGUUGUAAACCUGAAAAACACGUUAUAAAGCCAAUGUACAAUAGUGGACCAGCCUUUGAAGUAUUCAUCGAGUCGUGUAUUUAAAACAAUUUAUUCGUUCCAGAGAGGUUUUCUUUUUAUAGUAUAUUGAAUUUCAAUUUCAUGAAUUAUAUGGCUGAUUUAAAAACAACUUGCUCUUACCCUGCUACUGCACAUCCUCUACAACCUGCUUUUAACCCAUCUUAUUGUGGUUAUGGUGGACCAGGAGGUUAUCCUCCCUCACAAGGCUAUCCACCUUCCGGGUACCCACCACCUGGAGGCUAUGGACCUCCUCAGGGAGGUGGAUAUCCACCAGCACAGGGUGGUUAUGGGCCCCCGCAAGGUGGUUAUCCACCACCGCAGGGUGGAUAUCCACCAGGGCCUGGAUUCGCACCUCCUCCAAACCAGGCAGCCUACCCAUCUCCUGGAGGUUAUCAGCCUGCUCCGAACAGUUAUCCCCCUCCAGGUGGCUACGGUGCUCCAACUGCACCCAUCUCUACACAACCUACUUCUGCAGCUCAGGAUGGAUGGAUGAGCUCUCCCCAGGUAAGGCCUGUUAAUUGUCCACCAGGUUUGGAAUAUCUUACCACAAUCGAUCAGCUGCUCGUCCACCAAAAAGUUGAACUUCUCGAAGCCUUCACUGGAUUCGAAACACAAAAUAAAUUCACUGUCAAAAAUAGCCUUGGGCAAAAAGUGUUCUAUGCAAUGGAAGAUUCGGGAUGCCUUACUCGCUGCUGUUGUGGACCGUGGAGGCCAUUCGACAUGAAGAUUUUAGACAAUUUCAGAAACGAAGUUAUUCAUCUCUAUAGGCCUCUUGCUUGUGAUAGCUGUUGUUUUCCAUGUUGUUUACAGAGAUUGGAAGUUUAUGCACCGUUGGGAACUCUCGUAGGAACAGUGGAGCAGGAAUGGAGUAUUUUGACACCUCAAUACAGUGUGAAAAAUGCUGCUGGUGAUACAGUUUUAAGAAUCGAAGGACCAUUUUGUACUUUCACUAUCUGCGGUGAUGUAGAAUUUAAGGUACUGACAUUGGAAGGAGCAGUUGUUGGUAAAAUUACCAAACAGUGGUCCGGACUGCUGAGAGAAAUGUUCACUGAUGCUGACUAUUUUGGUAUAACGUUCCCGAUGGAUCUUGACGUCAAGAUAAAAGCAGUCAUGCUUGGAGCCUGCUUUCUUAUCGAUUAUAUGUUCUUCGAAAAGAAAGGCAAUAAUGAGAGGGACCGACCAGGAAUGUUUUAAAUUUUCAACCAGGUAUAAUCAUAUAAUUAAUAUACAUAUAAUUGUUCUUGUACUACAAACCAUGUUAACUAUAACUAAGCGUACAAAAUGUCUAAAUUACAUUCAUCGUCAUCAGAUUAACAAAUAAGCUAUUCUAGAGUGAUAGAAUCUCAGUAACAUUGUAUGAUCUGUCUACUGAUAAGGCUGAUUAGCUAACAUUUAUUUUUGUGGGAGGAUUAUUUUUUUAAGCAGCUCAACAAAAUGUUGAAGGAAAGAUAGAGGUAUGUAUUAGUUGUUUUCUUCUUAACCAAAGAUUGUACUUCCAUCUUUUUAGGAUAUACUAUCUUCCUCGUUAGGUUUACAUUCACAUUUUAAAGUAUUGUUAAAGUAUUUUUAUUCAUUUUUGUCCACACAAAUUCUAGGUGCUAUUAAUGAUAUUCUCAAAUUAUAUUAUUCAAAAUUUAUUUUAUCUAUCAUCUUUGUGCGUAUAUAUAUUGUUAUGUAUAAUAUUUUUUUAAAUAUGUAAUCAAUAAAAUUUUUAUGUAUCGUUUGUUAUUAACUAUGUUGUUUUGUUUUAUAUAUUCUAUAAGAAAAAAAUACUGUUAAUUAUUAAAAGUUUUAUAAUCAAAAGUUAAUUGAAAAUACAUGAAUGUAUUGCUUUUCAUAUUUUUCAUGAUGCAUUUUUACUCACUGUAUUCGUUUGUUAGGUUAUAGGGAAGUGUCUUUGAAAAAUCACUUUUUUGAAAUAUGCCUAAGAUAUUAUAAACUCUUAUUAAGUGUUAUCACUGUAUGAUUAUUAACUAAGUAUGGAUGUUCUUGUGUUUUAAGUUGAUUUGUCAUGCUUAAAUGUAUCGUCUGAUUCAAUAAAAGCAUUGUUGAAUUAA
Messenger RNA from Nezara viridula (southern green stink bug), 2501 nucleotides. Lineage: Eukaryota; Metazoa; Arthropoda; Insecta; Hemiptera; Pentatomidae. The record is from the annotation of a GenBank genome assembly.